AUGAUCAGAUUGACAAAGACUCUUCCAAGUCAAAUGGAGAGAAAGGAAGAAGAUGUGGUAUCUGCCCAGCAAAGAGAAGCAGCAUCUGACAAACUCCUGCAACAAUUGCAGUCUAGUAUAAAACAAUUAGAAACAAGAUUACAUGUUAGUGUCCAAGAUGGUGAACAAAUGAGAACAGAAAGAACAGCCCUGGAGAAACAAAUCAGAAUGCUUCACACAAAGUGUGCUAAUUUAGAAAGGGAAAAGUAUGAAGCAGUUGCAAGAGUCCAAGAUUGCGUACAGCUGUUAGAAGAAGCUAACCUGCAAAAGAGUCAGGCACUGUUUAAGAAGAAACAAAAGGAAGAGGAAAUAAAGAAGAUGAAAGAUGAAGUAUUUCAGAUCACAGAAGAUACUGCUGCAAGAACUAGGAAGGCAGUAAGUGAUGAUGUUUAGAAAAAAACAACUAUGAACUUAGAGUUAAAAGUUACAUCAUUAUAUAUGAUGUGUGCUCACAUCAGCAGUUUUCUUGUGAUUUGAUAAUGUAAGUAGGUAGGGCAGUACACUGACAGCAUUAUGCUCUUUGGCCUUACCAUCUAGAUAGGUACUCUGCCAACCCAAAUGAUAUUCACACAUCUCUCAUGAGCCAGAAGCACUGCUGUCUAUGCAGAUACUGCUGUAGAGAAGGUGAAGAUGUGGCACUUAUUUCAGAAAUUCUGUUCAGUAGCAUGUGGUCUCAUCUUGGAACUUAGUGAUGCUUUUUGUAUACAUUCAGGUGAUAAGAAUUGUUGAGUUAUAAGAUCAGAUUUUUGUCAUCUCAGUCCUUCAAAAUACACCUCUAUUUAGACAAAUAAGGCUCUUCCAUGAAGUACAGCUAAAUCAAAAAAACCUCAGUAUUGCAGCACGCUUAAAAAAAAAAUAAUAAUAAUCAGAAUUUGGUAGAGAAGCUACAAAAUUUUAUAGUUAUCUGUUUUUGUAACAUUCGUUAUUCUCACAAGUGGCUGAAAAUUAGGAGCUCCUUGAUAACAAACUACUGACAAAUGAAUUUGCUCUCUGUUGAUGUCCCAUCUGCAGUUAAAAUAAAGCUAAUCAUAUCUCCUUGGAGAUUCUUAACAAUUAUCCACAUGUCAAAUGGACUUGUAAGGCACACUGGAGAGGAAGUCUUCUUAUAUAAAUGUGAAGCCAGUGUCUUUUGUUGCAAGUCGAAAACACUGUAAAUCAGUUACCUGGCCUGUAAUUUUUCAGAGGUGUAAUUGAUUUUGCCUCCUUUAACUUUCUUCAUUGUGAUACAAGCCCGUUAUGAAAGGAUUCAUAAUCAAUAAAGAUUUUAAAUAUUAUAUACAUUUUUGAACCCUUUAAAAUGAGGCUGAUUUGUUCCUUCUCAGUGAUUAUCCAGAAAAAGAAAAAAAAAAAAAAAGAACCAACCACCACCAACACACAGAGUUGUGUGGAUUACUUAAAACUGCAGUAUUUAAUGUCACACGUGGUUUGGUGCAGGCACAUGAGCCACAAAGCAAAUAAGCACUGUCUAUUUGUGACAGUGCUGCACUAAUCAGAAUGUAGAAAUUCAGACAUUUCUCCUGUUUUGUAUUUCAUGUAAUCCCAGUAAAAGAGAACCUAUCAAAAGCAUAAAGAGUAAAAUGUUAAGCACUGUCAUAUUCCUCUAGGAGUAGCAAAUAUUUCCUUUUUUGCAUGAUCAGUUACCCGAGAUUCAGAUAUCUUGCUCCUAGUGGACGGCAGCUUUCUGGUAGUGUUAUUGUUU
Lagopus leucura (white-tailed ptarmigan) is the source of this 1738-nucleotide messenger RNA. Its product is annotated as sodium channel and clathrin linker 1-like. NCBI's taxonomy places the organism in Eukaryota, Metazoa, Chordata, Aves, Galliformes, Phasianidae. The transcript has 4 exons. The record is from RefSeq and is a predicted model, not a curated record. Gene Ontology annotation, cellular component: centriole. Gene Ontology annotation, biological process: cilium assembly; clustering of voltage-gated sodium channels. Bases 1 to 432 code for a protein of 143 amino acids.